Molecule: messenger RNA, 870 nt
Organism: Eruca vesicaria subsp. sativa (arugula)
Lineage: Eukaryota; Viridiplantae; Streptophyta; Magnoliopsida; Brassicales; Brassicaceae
Source: the annotation of a GenBank genome assembly
AUGGAGAUUCCAAGCUCUGAUGAGAUACUUGAAAGUAUGAGCUCUUGUCUCUCUCAGAUCAAAUGGCGACUCAAGCUCUCUUCAAAACGCCGCCUCGAAAUAGAUGUGCUGGCACUAUGCACGGGGAUGAGACCAGUUGUGAUGAUUGACUAUGGUGGCAAGUUGCCUGAGCUACAAGACCGCUUGAUUUCUCUUCUUGAGCUUCUCCAUGAGGCUUUACCGAUUUUCAAAGCUCUGAGGGUCAUGGUUAUAGAGGAUAUGAUUUACUUGAUCAAUGUAAGAACUCUGUCCAAGUGGUUGAGUUCAGAACCUGAAUUGUUCUUCGUUGACCUGGAACAAGAUCCUCCACAGAUGGUAGAACAAAGCAAAGAAUGCAGUCUAGGGAUGGAACUUAAGUUGAUUCAGAAGCUAUUCUCCUCGACGUUUCCUUUAGAUGGCGGCAAUAAUGAUACCAAAAUAGCUUUAGAUGAAGCCAAGUCUUCUCAGUCUUCUUUAUUUAUUGAUCUUAGUUGUUGUUUACAAGACACUAAGGUUACAAUCCCUACAUUAAACGGAUGGCUCCUGGACUAUCCGGUUGUGUAUUUAUUCGGCACAGAUCACAUAGAAGAUGCAAUCUAUAACCUCUCAACCAAGUCUCUCCGCAUCUUCAAAGUUCUAGUACAAAGGAACGUUAUAACUGGAGAAGACUCUCAUUUAGAAGAGCUAACAAGUUUUUCGGUGCCAUAUGAGCUGAGUAUGGGAGCUAGCAAGGAAGUCUGGGCUGAUUCAUUUCUAGAGAAGAUGAAUUCGAGGUGGGAAGAAUGCAAACACAUUUGGAGUUCAUUGGAUCUGCAAGUUUCUGAAUGCUAUCCUCAAGCAAUUGUUCUUUAA